AGUUUCAUUUUACCGAAGAAACACAUCGUGUGUACGAAUAUUUUGAUUUGAUAAUUACUUUAAUUGAUAACCUAUUGUAAAUAAAAAACAUGAAGCGGUUCAUUUGUUUUUUAGUAUUUCUUGCUGUCAGUGUAUGCUGUGACGCGAAAUAUUUUAAGACGCAUUGCGAUUUAGUUCACGAAUUAAGAAAACAAAAGUUUGCAGAAGAUAAAAUGAGAGAUUGGGUAUGUCUGAUAGACAGCGAGAGUGGUCGCCGCACUGACGUCAUAGGUGGACCCAACAAGAAUGGUUCCCGGGACUAUGGAUUGUUCCAGAUCAAUGACAAUUUCUGGUGCAGUAACAGCACUACUCCUGGAAAGGGAUGUCGCGUCACUUGUGCUGAUUUGAUCACGGACGACAUCACAAAGGCGUCGAUUUGCGCGCACAAAAUCUUCAGGCGCCAAGGAUUCCCCGCGUGGCAUGGAUGGACGAAGCGCUGCCAAGGAGACUUGCCUGAUAUUAGCGACUGCUAGUUUUAAAAUAAUUGUAAAUGAAUGAAUGAAUGAAUAUUCUUUAUUGCAGAUCACAGAUCCAUAUAAAAUGUUAGUAAAAGCUUGUUAGUAAAGUACUCUAAUUAAAUGUUAAAAAUAAAAAUGUCGACUGCACGGUUGACGCGGUGGCUAUGUGACUGGCUGCCGUGUAACGUGAAGUGGGUUCGAUUCCCACUCGCAGCAACUCUUUGUGUGAUCCACAAAUUGUUGUUUCGGGUCUGGGUGUUGUUGGCUGUGUGUUGGUAUAUGAACAUAUUGAACAUGUAUGUUUGUAAACGCACCCACGACAUAGGAUAAAAUCCUAGCGUAGGAUAGUACGUUUUCUUUAAAAAAAAAGUAUUAAGUAAUAUGUCGUGUGACUGAAGCUUUGUACCUAACAAUUCUAUUGUUGCGGAUUACCUUAAAAAAUUAAGACUGGUACACCAUUGUAAUACAUGUUUUUAAUUUAAUUAAUUAACUACCGCAUACAGAGAUGUUUAAUGAUUACUUAAACUAUUCCUUAGUAACGAUUUUGUCUCUCCCUCUCUCUCUCUCAACGUCACCUUUUAUCCCCGAAAAGGUAGGCAGAGGUGCACAUUACGGCACGUAAUGCCGCUAUACAAUGUACAUUGUACACCCACUUUUCACCAUUCGUGUUUUAAAUCCCAUGUAAUAGGGGGCGAGACGUAACGAUUUUAUAUGGAAAACAAUAGCUAAGGACUGGGUUAAGUUACCAUUAAACGACUCUGAGUACGGCGGUAAGAGUUUGUCAGCAAUUGUCUUGUUUUUGCUUUGAACCGAAUAACGAAUGUGUAAUGUGAUAAUGCUUAUCAAUACUUAGAUUUUACAUAUAUUAAUAAGUUUAGAAUUUUAAAAGUAUAAUUAUUAGACCUAGAUUUAACUUACAAUAAACAUGCCUAUGAUUAUGUAUUCGAUUGUAAUAUAUUUUAAUCUGUCCGUCUGUAUACCGUUAUCUAUAAUAACAAAAUUAUAUUAAAGCCAAAAAGUUUGUUUUCGCUAAUCUCAGGAACUGCCGGUCGAGUUUGAUAAAACUAUUUUGCAUUUGAUAGCCCCAUUCGGGACGGAGCACGUACGGUUCUAAUGGUGUUACGGUUCGAUAUCUGAUUCGAUUAGACUGUGUAGGUGUAAGUACAGGUGAAUUUAGGACAGAUAUUGGAUUUACUUUUAA
This is a messenger RNA of Spodoptera frugiperda (fall armyworm), 1698 nucleotides long. RefSeq names its product lysozyme-like. The record is from RefSeq and is a predicted model, not a curated record. Bases 90 to 512 code for a protein of 140 amino acids. The transcript is spliced from 3 exons. Lineage: Eukaryota; Metazoa; Arthropoda; Insecta; Lepidoptera; Noctuidae.